Molecule: messenger RNA, 5603 nt
Organism: Notolabrus celidotus (New Zealand spotty)
Lineage: Eukaryota; Metazoa; Chordata; Actinopteri; Labriformes; Labridae
Gene: dgke
Product: diacylglycerol kinase, epsilon
Exons: 12
Coding region: 258-2015 (585 amino acids)
Molecular function (GO): ATP-dependent diacylglycerol kinase activity
Source: RefSeq, a predicted model, not a curated record
GGUAGUGAGGUAGCUCAUUGGUCCAACGUCACAUCGCUGUCUUAUGUUUAUGGCUCGUUAUCAUGCUCGUUAUACAUGAAAUGUUCAUAUUUAAGCUUAAAGUAGUGCCAGCAUCCGGAUUGUGUCGGAGACCAUGAGUGUCGCAGAGAAAACGAUGCGUAUGUCCUGUCUUUACUCCUUGUUGUUUACUUAGCUCUCCUCCGUAUUAGUUUCCGCUCUUUAGCAUCACCCAUCACUCUGCUACCAUCCCAGCAGCGAUGUGCACGGAGGGGAAAGAGUUGCAGGACGAUUGCGGCUCCCGGGAGGAGUGGACGCUCCUCUUCUGGACCUCUCUGGCCGUCAUCGUCCCGGUUAUCAUCACCCUGUGGUGCAGCGCCCAGCGCUCCAAGCGGAAAACGCACAUGAAGGGUUUCUUUCGUAAGAGCAAGCACGGCUGGCACUACACAGACCUGUUCAACAAGCCCACCUACUGCUGCGUCUGUACGCAGCACAUCCUUCAAGGGGCUUUCUGCGACUGCUGCGGCGUGUGUGCCGACGAGCAGUGCCUGCGCCGGGCUGACCGUAGCCUGCCAUGCAAAGAGAUCAUGGCCUCCUCCAAUGCUGAAGGAGCCAUUGAGCACCGCUGGGUCCGAGGAAAUGUCCCCCUGGCCAGCUACUGUGCUGUAUGUAAACAGCAGUGUGGGACCCAGCCGAAGCUCUGUGACUUCAGGUGUGUGUGGUGUCAGUCCACGGUGCACGAUGACUGCAUGGAGAGCAUGGAUGAUGCAGACCAGUGUGACCUGGGCGAGUUUCACAGCCUUAUCAUACCUCCUCACUACCUCUACCGCGUCAACAAGCUCCGCCGCCGGCAACCUGACGAGUACGCCAAGCUGGCAUCCUCCUGUGGCAGUGGCUGGACUCCAGUGUUGGUCUUGGCAAACACACGCAGUGGUAACAAUAUGGGGGAGGCUCUGCUGGGAGAAUUUCGCACCCUUCUAAAUCCAGUGCAGGUGUUUGACCUGUCUGAGCUGACUCCAUCCAAAGCCCUCCAGCUGUGCACCCUGCUGCCUCCUAGUAGUGUCCAGGUGCUGGUGUGUGGGGGUGAUGGCACAGUGGGCUGGGUGCUUGAUGCCAUAGAUACCAUGAAGCUGAAGGGUCAAGACCAGUUUAUGCCCCGGGUGACUAUCCUGCCCCUGGGCACAGGAAAUGACCUUUCCAACACUUUAGGCUGGGGUGCCGGGUAUGCUGGAGAGAUCCCUGUGGAACAAGUUCUCCGUAACGUCCUUGAUGCAGAGGUGGUCAAAAUGGACAGAUGGAAAGUGCAGGUGGCUUCAAAAGGCCUUUACUUCCGCAAACCAAAGGUUCUGUCCAUGAACAACUACUUCUCCGUGGGGCCUGAUGCUUUGAUGGCGCUCAACUUUCACACACACCGUGAGAAGACCCCCUCCUUCUUCUCCAGCCGCAUCAUCAACAAGGCCGUGUAUUUCCUGUAUGGCACCAAAGACUGUUUGGUUCAGGAAUGUAAAGAUCUGGAUAAGAGGAUUGAGCUGGAGCUAGAUGGAGAGAGGGUGGUGCUGCCCAGCCUGGAGGGCAUCAUAGUCUGUAAUAUUGGCUACUGGGGUGGAGGCUGCAGACUCUGGGAGGGUAUGGGGGAUGAACCUUGUCCCCCCACACGCCUGGAUGAUGGUCUGCUGGAGGUUGUGGGUGUGUUUGGCUCCUUCCACUGUGCUCAGAUCCAGGUCAAGCUAGCCAAUCCUGUACGACUGGGACAGGCUCACACUGUCAGGCUGGUUCUCAAGAACUCCAAGAUGCCCAUGCAGGUGGACGGGGAGCCAUGGGCCCAGGGUCCCUGUACCAUCACCAUCACCCAUAAGACCCAGGCCCUUAUGCUUUACCACAGUGCUGAGCAGACAGAUGAUGAUGACGAAUCAAGCGCCUCUGAGACAGAGAGCCCCACCCCACAUGACUCACCGCGUCCGCCAGCUCAGGCAGUACCCUCUCCACAGGUGGGACAGUCAGGAGGAGGUGAAUGUUAAAGAGAAAGAUUGCUGUUAAUUUGCACUGAUCCUUUGUGCCAUAGAUGUCUGUAGUCAACUAUACUAUAUUUAUUAUACAUGCCAAGUGCAAUCUUGCAGGUAUUGGUGAGCCAUUUUUAACAAGUUGCCCAAAGUCAAUUGACCGAACCUCUUUAAAGCCAUGUGAAAAUCAGCAGAGAGAUGAAAAAGCAGCAGUGCAGGAAAGAACUGCAGUGAAUGUGAAGUGGAGAUUUAGUUUCAGAGGUAUGCUAAGCUUUAUCGCCAAUAAUAAUAUUUUAUAUUCAAUAAGAGCACAAACACAUAGCACACAUAUUUUCUGCAAAGUAUUGGAGCGUGUAUAGACUCCAGUUGAUGAAUAGUCGACCUGUACUGAACGGCUGUUUAAUUCUUGUUGAACAUUUUUAAGUAUCUCCUGCAUUUAUACCCAAGAUAAGACUUUAGGAUGUGUGUACUGGCCAAAAGGAAGUUAUGCCCCUGUUACAACAAUGCAAUGUGUUGUCAAUCACUGGACAUUGAUGCUGGUUUGUUUAUGAUGCACUGUCUGUAGUAUCUCACCAAACCGCUGGUUUGUUCUCAGAUGCAGUCUCAAAGUAUUAUGGUAUUUAACUUUCCUGUAAGAUCUACAGGAUGCAGCCUGAUUGGUGUAAUCUGAAAUGACUGCCAAGUUGUCCAGGGGGUUAAUUUUGCCUACAUGUUACGCCUUUUGUUUUUCCUCUCUUUUUACCAUGUUCCUGCUGUUUACAUAUUUUGUGCUGCACAGUUUUGGCAUUUACACUGAUAAAUACUGUAACACUGCUUAGAGCAUAGGACUUGUAUGAAAUCAUUACAUUGACCUUUGAUGUUGCUGCGGUUAGUGAUCACUGCUGAUGAGAUUAAACUCUCCCUUAAUGUUGUUUUAUGUUAUUUUAAGUAACGCUCUUGCAUUACAUAUUUGAGUGUUACCAAACAGACACCACAGGGUGGCAGACCAGUAUAGUAUUUCUGUAGAAAGAUCAAGUGUAGUUGAUUUUCUACUUUAACAUCUACCGGCUAAUUGGUAUGCCACCAGAGAUAUGUGCAUGAACUUUACUAUGUUGUGUUCAGGUGACAUUUGUAUGUGUCUUGGUUGCAUCCUUCUUGUACUCUACAUUCUGGGUGCAAGAUGUUAUUUGUCUCUCUGUCAUGUAUUGUUUUUGUAUGUGCAUUUCUUUUUGGACGGUCCUUUAUGUUGCAGUAUAGUUGCCUAUUGCUCACAGCCAUAUAAGAGAAGUCUAUAGAAUGUCAGUUUAUGCUUUCCUCUGAACCCAGAGUCAACAUGCUGCUCAUAGUCAGACUGAACAGGGAUCAGUUUUAGCCGCGUGAUGCCUAUGCUUUUGGAAUAUGCUCCUCCUUGGCAGGUAACCAAGCUUCAUUGUUUUAUUCCCCUUUUGUUGUUUGGUGAAUUUCCUCUGACUGAAGGACACCUGUUCUAUCUUUUACCUUAUCACUCAUGUUUAUCAGAGUUUGUUUAUUGCACUGAUGGGUUUUCAGCAACACAAGCAACCUGGCUUUAAUUGAAAGUAUUAUUCUAAAAUAAGAUUCCUCAUUAAUUAUUGGAUAAAUUGUGAUGUAUUUUGUUACAGAUAUUCAAUGUCAGUUAAUGAUUACUUAAAUUUUGCUUGUACUGAUAAUUGAUUUAGAACCAAGUUUCAUGCUGACCAAAUGUCCUUAAACUUAAGCUAAAUUGAAAGCUUACAUGUUCAAAAUUACAAUACAACCACUACUCCAAACUAAGACUGGAUACUGUGUAAAAUUGAAAUAAAAACAUAAUCUAAUGGUUUAAAAAUAAUUAAAACCCUGUUUAAUUGAAAAUGGUGGACAUAAGAUAUUAAAUGUUGAAACUGAAAAGUGUUAUUGUUUUAUGAAAUAGAAGUUCAUUUUAGAUUUGAAGCCAGCAAUCAAUUUCUAACAAGUUUGGAUAGGGGCAUGUUUACCAUUGUGUUGCAUCACCUCUUCUUUAAACAACUGUGUUGAUGUUUGGGAACUGUGGAGACCAGUUUUGGUGUUCUGAAUUUAAAAUGUUGUCUCAUUCUUGCCUGAUGCAGGAUUUCAGCUGCUCAAUAUUUCAGGGUCUCCUUGUUUUCAAUGGGUGAUAAGUCAGGACAAGAGUCACCAAUACCUUCAGAUAAUACAUUGUCCCAUCGGGCUUUGCUGUCAUCGACUCUGACAAUUUUCUCUACAGGAAGGUGGCCUUUAAAAAUCAGAUGAUGUCACUUUACGAACAACAAAGAAUCUGUUAGGGAGUAUAUCAGGGUGGAUGGGUAUGUCAAACCCAGGACUUUCACCUUUAAUACUGCUGUACAUACAUGUCCUGUGUGAAGACAAAAGUUAUUGUUUACUGAUUGACAAAGUAUUGUACUUUAAUUGUUUUCCUGGAAAAAAAAUAUGUGUUGGUGCUUCAACCUAGCUUAGGGUUGGCACUGAUGUACUUAAAUUAGGUUGAGGAAACAGUUUCCCACGUCAUGAUUCCCAGGUAGUUUUUUUUUUUUUUUUUUAGCCUUUAUUGACAGGACAAUUGGAGAAAGACAGGACAUGUGGGGAAUAGAGAGUGGGGGAAGACGUGCAGCAAAUGGUUGAACCAGCGACCUCUACGACGAGGACUAUAGCCUCUAUACAUGGGGCACUUAGACCGCUGAGCCACCAGCGCUUCCCCCGGUAGUUUUGAUGUGUUAACGUGGUAUGUUUGAUACAGUGGGUGUGUCCUGAACUACUACACGGUUGUUUAUUGACAGAUAGCCCUGCUGUAGCUCAGCCUUUAAGUUAAACCACCAGGCGACACCAGCCAAACACAGAACUGUAGCAUAUUGUGCAGAACGUGCAGAAGAGCUAUUCCAAUGUGGCCAAAUCCAAAAAUUUGAUAAAAGCAGCUUUGAUAUGUUGAGAGGUGACGACGUAAACCUGAGUCUGUGUCCAAAACAACUGCUGCACAGAGCAUAAUCUUUGUAAGUGACAUCAUGACCUUUUUUUUUUUAGGUGUUACAAUCAAAAUGCUUCACUCCUUUUGGUGAUAAGAAUUUAUCUUAAAGCUAAACUAAAUUAGUUUUUCCUGGCCUAUCAUAAUGUCUCCGCUUCCUGGUUGCUUGUGUGGCUGAAAACUGUCCUGUCUUAUGGUCAGGGUUGAACCUGACUGUGUUACUGUAUUGACUGUUCCUCACUCAUUCCUGUCAGUUUACUUUAAUUGUUCAGUCUUGGUAGAUGUAGUACAGUACAAAUGUAAACUGAAUUAGGCACCAACUUUUGUCUGCGACAAAACACUUUUAUUAUUACUAAAUAUUUAAUUAUGCUUAUUUCAGUACUAUUAACUUUUUGUUCAAAAGAGAGAAACUUUAAGAUUGGUAGGAGGGAGCAGAAAAAGUUGAAGAGUUUUGAACACAGUAAUAGAGGAAGCCUUAUGCUGUUUCUGCGGAGGAGAAACUCUGACUUUAUUGGAACAAUCAUGCUUAAAUGGCAGAAAAGACAGUUUUGCAAAGUUGCUACCACUGGAAACAAAAACAGAUUUUGAUUGAACUGAAUGUACUGAAGUGAUCUUUGGAAUUUGAAAACAUACCCAUAAAUAUUUUUUAUAUACAA